CGCAGAUUCCCAGCCCAUCUUCAACUUGCAGACCCCGCCACGGCGACCGCAGUUCCACACGCCUAGACAGGAGUUCGAGACCCCGCCCCCGCCUCGGGGUAUGCCCGACCUUCCAGGCCCUCCCUCGUCUGAGGACGAGAGGGAGGAGCACACACCGCUGAUGCAAAGCCGAGAUGUUCAAGGCGAUCUUACCGCGAUGAAGACGCCACGCCCACCUGGCGCCUGGUUGAUGACCCCUGCGCCAUCCCGACAAUUCAUCAGUGAGCCAGAGGAGGCGGAGCGCUCCUCGGACACAGCUCCCCCUGAGGCCAAUUCGUCAGCUGACAGCGGACUGGCAACUCCACCGUUAACUCUCUCCCGGGCACAGACGUUCCCGCUCCAGACGCCGGCGCCGCCCGGAGGCUGGGUUGCUACUCCAGCACCGGCCACUGCAUCGCGUAGGCGGGGGAGCUUGUUGAAGGUCCGUUUUGACCUAGAGUCCGAGACUGCGUCGGAGGGUGCUGCUCCGUCUGCGGAAGACGGGAGCAUGGGGUCGGAAGCGGACCCCCGUCAGCAGCCUGCAGGCGCGGACGCCUCUGGGCAACUGCUCAAUGGCACUGGCAAUGGGGAUGCAUCAGCGGCAUCUAGUGUAGAGCCCACAGAGUCGUCGGUCGAGCCUCCUCCCACGCCCCCAUCCUUGCGUGAGCGUAUUCGCAAGAAGUCACCCAGCAUUAGGAUAUUGGAUGCGUACGGACGAGAGCACGUCGAAACUGAACCUGUCGCGCAAAGCGAAAGUGUCCCAGAUCCUACGGAAGUGCCGCCCCCCGAUCCUCGACAACAACGAUCGUCAACUCCUCCCAUCCCACGCAAAGAUGGUCUCAUGAAUUCGGUCGCCACUCCACGUAAUAGGAGCGGAGUGCGUGUUGUCGAUGCCAUGGGGCGGGAGAUCGAGGAAGACGAUUCGCUGCCUUUGGUAGACGACGAGUCCAUCCUCAGCAACACGCCUCUGUCCCACAACGAGGCGCUGACUCGGAUGCGCGAUACGCUGUCGAGCAUGAAGCAGGAGCUGAGCGACGCUGACAGGUACGCGGUCCCGCCCGCGGCCGAGAAGGAGCAAUGUCGCAAUGCGCAACUCACUCGGAGCAAGAUAGCGAAGUCGCUUCAGGUGGCGCAGAGCGCGGAGAGCAAGUUUGUAAAUCACGCACUGUUCCGGACCAAAAUUGGCAACGAGACGAGCGCGCUGCUGCCCACAGACGAUGCUGAGGUGCGACUUGGGUGGAGCCUCCUCACCUGGCGCUCCCUUGCUUGCUUGAUUCUUGUGCAGUUAUUGCUGCUAGCCAUCAUGUACCGGUACGCCCAUGUCCAGGCGAAGAAGAUCUUCCUGACGACAUAUUACGACUCAUUCAACCCGGAUCUCUACAUUUACCUCCUCAAACCCGAUACCACCAACUACUUGAUACCCACAUGCCCUUCAUGGUCUAUAUUCUCGGUCUUCGGCAGCCUGCAGCGCGCCAGUUGGAGAGGUGUCUUUGCCGACGCAUGGGAGAGCGCGAGCUGCGCCUUCUCAUCUCAUCUACAGUUGACCUGGGCCGGAUGGCAUCACGCUCAGGACACCGUCCCACGCACCUGGCCACCAACAUGA
Molecule: messenger RNA, 1621 nt
Organism: Dichomitus squalens LYAD-421 SS1
Lineage: Eukaryota; Fungi; Basidiomycota; Agaricomycetes; Polyporales; Polyporaceae
Exons: 4
Coding region: 101-1621 (506 amino acids)
Source: RefSeq, a predicted model, not a curated record